Molecule: messenger RNA, 852 nt
Organism: Bombyx mandarina (wild silkworm)
Lineage: Eukaryota; Metazoa; Arthropoda; Insecta; Lepidoptera; Bombycidae
Product: dynein axonemal light chain 1
Biological process (GO): outer dynein arm assembly
Cellular component (GO): cytoplasm
Molecular function (GO): alpha-tubulin binding; dynein heavy chain binding
Source: RefSeq, a predicted model, not a curated record
UAAAUCGAUCAGCCUAAUAGCGUUCUCUGACUCAUUUAAUUACAUUUUUAUUUAACUAUGGCGAAAGCUACGACAAUUAAAGAAGCAAUAAAAAAAUGGGAAGAAAAAACUGGCCUACACGCCGCAACAGCCACAGAAGUGAAUUUAAUAUUUCAAUGGCCGCCAAUUGAAAAAAUGGAUAAUUCGUUAGCUUCUUUAGUUAAUUGCGAAAAACUCAGCUUAUCCACGAACAUGAUAGAAAAGGUAACGGGAUUGAAUAGCUUAAAAAAGCUCCGAAUUCUUUCACUUGGUCGAAAUUAUAUCAAAUCCUUCGCCGGUAUGGAAUCACUCGGAGACACCUUAGACGAGUUAUGGGUCUCUUACAAUCUAAUAGAGAAACUAAAGGGUGUUCACGUUUUGAGGAACCUGAGAGUGUUAUAUAUGAGCAACAAUUUGGUAAAAGAGUGGAGUGAAUUCAAUAAGCUACAGGACUUACCGAAUCUAGAUGACCUGCUGUUUGUCGGCAAUCCUCUAUACGACGCGUGUGAACUAGACACGUGGAGGUCUGAAGCCGCCCGACGUCUACCUAACUUGAAAAAACUAGACGGUGAAACAGUUCUAAGGGAGGACGACCCGCCUCUAACAGUCGCUAAUAUGCAGCCUGACAGUGGAGACGCUGUUGAGACCUUGGUCAGUGUAGAGCCAAACGAUUAAUGGGAGAUAUUAACUACAAGCACGUGCAUCGAUGAAAACGGCAUUUGAAUAAGUUAUUAUAGGCAAAAACUAGGCUUUUUGUUGUUUAUCUGAAGGCAACAUAAUAGAUUUAGUGAUACAUAGAUAGUUUAUGAUAAAAUGAAAAUAAUAAAAACGAUU